Drosophila serrata is the source of this 784-nucleotide messenger RNA. RefSeq lists its product as uncharacterized. Lineage: Eukaryota; Metazoa; Arthropoda; Insecta; Diptera; Drosophilidae. The record is from RefSeq and is a predicted model, not a curated record.
AUGGUGAAAAUCUUCUCGCUUGGUGGUGUCCUUACCCUCUCCGCUGUGGCCAGCGUGGCUUUGGCUGCUCCCCAAUUCGAAUCCCGCCUGCGCAGGGAUGUCUCCGAACUGGUGGAUCCUGCUGCCGUGGAGUACCUGCCACCCUCAAUCACCGAGGCUGCCCUCCUCAAUGCUGCUGAGCCUGUGGAGGCUGAGCCUGAGGUUGCGGCCGAUCCUGCUGCCAUCGAGGCCGAUCCCGAGGGCACUGUCCUGGGCGAUGAGGGUUACGAGUACCGCACGGUCCGCCGCCUGAAGCUGCGCCAUCGCAACCGUCGGGAUGUCUCCCAUUUGCAACCCGCCAGGCAGUACUUGCCACCCAGCCAGGCUUACCUGCCACCUGCCCAGGAGGUACAGGCUGCCCAAGCUCCAGCAGCCGAUGACACCGAGGAGGUGGUGUCCGCUGCCGAGCCCAAGGUGAACAGGGAGUACCUGCCACCCACUGAGGCUGCUCCUCCGGCUGCCGAGGAGACCACCGAAGCUGCUCCCCAAGAGGAGGAGGCCGAUGUCCGUGUGGUGGAUGUGCCCACCGUUUCGGGGCAACUGCUUCAGGAUGGCUAUCACUACCAGCAACCGGCUGAGAUGCCCGCCGAGCUGCGUGAGGCUGCCCGGGAGUACCUGCCUCCCGUGACCGGAGGAGAGGAGGUGAUUGUGGAGGGUCCAGCCGGAGGCGAGAGCGCCGUGCUGACCAGCGAUGGAUACCAGUACCGUGCUGUCAGGCGUUACAGAUUUUAAAUUUCUCAGUUUA